AUGACGGUCGGCGACUACCCCCUUCGUGAGAAGAUCGUGGUGGUAACCGGCGGCGGCGGCGGAUUGAGCUUUGAAUUUGUGAAGCUGGCAGUCGAGCAGAACAACAAGGUCAUCAUCGCCGACCUGCGCCUCACGCCGGCGGCUGAGGAGUUUGUCAAGAUGAACUCGAAACCCCAUGCUGAGUCGGGAUCAAAACCCCAUGUUGAGUCGGAAUCGGGUCACGUCAUCUUCACCCAAUGCGACGUCGCGGUCUGGGCCGACUUGAACCAUCUGGUCACGGUGUCGAUGGACCGGUUUGGCGAUGUGCCGGACGUCUAUGUGGCAGGGGCAGGAUUAUUUGAAAAGGGCCCCUACUCGUUCUUCACCGACGAAGAAUCCGACCGCUACACCCUGAUGGACGUGAAUGCGUCACACCCCAUCAAGUUGACACGCAUCGGCAUGAAAGCGAGCCUCCCGCGCAACAAGAAGACGGUCGUGGCCAUCGUCGCCUCCAUGGCCGGCUUGUACCCGCUGUAUCCGAGUCCGGUGUACAAUGCGUCCAAGCAUGCCGUGGUGGGGUUUGUCAAGUGUAUGAAGCCGGCGGAUGUGGAGGAGAAUGUUAAGAUUGUGGCAGUAUGUCCUGGCCUCGUCGACACCCCCCUCUGGACCGACGACAUCAAAGCCGCGUGGAAGUUCGACGAAUCCAUCAAACUGUCGGCCAAGGACAUAGCCGACACCAUCCUCCAAGUCAUCGAAGACGGCCAAUACCCCGGCGGCACCGUCAUGACCCACACCCACUACGCGGGCCGACGGGUCGAGGAGUUUGUCGACAUCGAGGCGCUGGUUGCCCCAUUGAAGGAGUCGAGUUAUGGGCCUGUGAGGGAGAUUUUGAGAAAAGAGAGGGAGGGCCAUAACUAUGAAGAGGAAGAGGGCCAUAAUCAUAACGAGAACCAUGACCAUGGACAGAAAGAGAAACAGGAACAGAAACAGGACCACGAGGAGAAGUAG
Messenger RNA from Capronia epimyces CBS 606.96, 987 nucleotides. RefSeq lists its product as uncharacterized. Lineage: Eukaryota; Fungi; Ascomycota; Eurotiomycetes; Chaetothyriales; Herpotrichiellaceae. Gene Ontology annotation, molecular function: oxidoreductase activity, acting on the CH-OH group of donors, NAD or NADP as acceptor. Gene Ontology annotation, cellular component: cytoplasm. Bases 1 to 987 code for a protein of 328 amino acids. The transcript is spliced from 4 exons. The record is from RefSeq and is a predicted model, not a curated record.